AUGGUAGACGUAUAUACGAGAUUCUGCAUCCUACGCGCCUUGCCUAACAAGAAAUCUGAUACAUUGGUUCAUGCCUUCACGCAAAUCUUUUGUGAUUUCGGCUUACCUAAAGUCAUCCAAUCUGACAACGGGGCUGAAUUCAAGAAUCACCUCAUGAAGAAGCUUGUCGAUAGCUUAGGAAUUGAGCAUAGGCUCACAACGCCUUAUCAUCCUCGAGCAAAUGGCAUAGCCGAACGUUGGGUGCAAUCAUCAACUCAAAUCAUCCGUAAAAGGAUCGAAGGCUCUGGAAAAGACUGGGACUACUAUGUUCCUAGCACACAGUUAGCACUCAAUAUGCGCGUUUCCAAACGACUGCAGUGCCCACCUUUUUCCUUAAUGUUCGCACGUAACGUCAAUGAGUUUCGCGAUUACCGACAAGAGGACUCCACAAAUGUCAAGCCGAUGUCGUAUGAGCAAUUGGUUGAGCGUAUCGAGCAUAUGCAAAAGGUCGUGUUUCCAGCACUCAAAGAAAGAACCAUGUUGUAUAUAAACUUGCAAAAGAAAAAGUUUGACAAAAAGCACCGCCUCAUUGAUUUCCCUGAGCAAAGUCACGUCAUGGCACGGGUACAAACACGUGGUAGCAAACUCGCACCUGUAUACGAGGGGCCCUACACAGUCUUGCGCAAGACGCAAGGUGGCUCUUACAUCUUGCAGGAUGAAACGGGUUCAUUAAUGCCUCGAGAUUAUGCACCAUCAGAAUUAAAGCUCAUCUCUCAAGAUGAAGUUAUACCCGCUGAUGAAUUAUACGAGGUACAAGCCAUCAUCAAUCAUCGUGGCAAACCGAACAAACGUGAGUAUCUUGUACGCUGGAAGGGUUAUGGCCCUGAAGAUGAUACUUGGCUUACACCCGAUAAGUUCACCGACCCUGAUUUCAUCAUGCAGUAUUGGAAUAGGCUGGGUCAAAAAGAUGAUCAAAGUCAGCAUCAUGCCGAUAAUACAUCUUCAAAGCGUAAAGCCACAGGCAACCAUACUACCACUCGACGUAGCAAACGCCUUAGAAAGUAA
Messenger RNA from Lichtheimia ornata, 1044 nucleotides. RefSeq lists its product as uncharacterized. Gene Ontology annotation, molecular function: nucleic acid binding. The record is from RefSeq and is a predicted model, not a curated record. Lineage: Eukaryota; Fungi; Mucoromycota; Mucoromycetes; Mucorales; Lichtheimiaceae. Bases 1 to 1044 code for a protein of 347 amino acids. Gene Ontology annotation, biological process: DNA integration. The transcript has a single exon.